Molecule: messenger RNA, 2332 nt
Organism: Guillardia theta CCMP2712
Lineage: Eukaryota; Cryptophyceae; Pyrenomonadales; Geminigeraceae
Gene: POLA2
Product: DNA polymerase alpha subunit B
Exons: 14
Biological process (GO): DNA replication initiation; DNA replication
Cellular component (GO): alpha DNA polymerase:primase complex
Molecular function (GO): DNA binding
Source: RefSeq, a predicted model, not a curated record
ACAUGAAGGUCGUCUCUGAAGCCGAGAUCGUCAACACCUUCAAGGCUCUGGGGCACGACAUCCAGGGGCAGGACGAACUGAUUGGUCAAUGUGUCGAGCUGUGUGAGACGUUCGACUUCUCCGCCACCGAUCUAGGCUUCAGAUGGGAAUCCCAUGCAGAUCAGCUCGCGAUCGAUGGUCCACCUCGUGUCGAACAUCUACAAGCGUUGAAACUUUCCUUCUCCAGAAAAUCUGACAAGAAGGGUCAGAGAACUAGCCGUAGAGUCGGGGUAUCGAAGUUGUACACCAAGGAAUCUAUCUCCAUGUUACAAGAGAGCUUGUCAUCAACUAUGGCUGCAAACUACGGCGGAGAUGUACAUUUGAAAUUGGAGGCGAAUUCUGCGAAUCAACUUCCGAAGGACAGUUUUGUUACACCAUUGAAGCGCCGAGCAAAUUUCCAAGCAUCUUCAAGCUCAAAGUUACGGUGCCUCCCUUCAACGCCAAGCCAGCUUGUGUCUCCUAUGGGUGAGACUCCAGAUUCAGCCAAGUAUUCUGGAAGAUCCAAUAAGCUUCAAGUUUUCCAGAGCGUCAACGAGGCUUUGCCGUCUGCACCUUCAAGGGGAUCCUCUGAAUCGAGCCGCUGCGAAGUAAAGCAACUCCAAGGGUUGACGGAUAAUGGAAGAGGAUUUGGGAGAUACAUGUUUGAAAAAGUAGAGCAGAAAUGCAUCUCGUUGAGGAAUCGUCUGAUGGAAAAUACGGAUAGAAUCGUCGAGAAUGAGAAGUUGAAAGAGAAGGCUGAAAAGGCAGGAGAAUCUUUCAGUUUGAGUCCGGUCAAUGCACCCUCCCAAGAUUUGGCGUGGUUCUGUGGAAGGAUUUGUGUUGAAGGGGAUUCCGGCCUCAUAAAUGCAACUUCGGUGUUUAUUGAGGGAGUGAAUGGGCGACGAGUGAAGCUGGACCUUUCCAGAAGCGGAGAGUUUGCGGUGUUUCCGGGACAGAUUGUCGUGAUUCACGGAACAAAUGCUGAUGGAAACUGCAUUGUUGCACAUUCGAUUCACUCGGAUGCUUCAGUUCCGCUCAUGAAGACUCCCGCCGGUCAGAUGGCAAUUUUCAACGAAACCAAAGAAUUCCUUGGAGGUCAACCUCUGAGCAUAGUAGCGGCCUCUGGGCCCUACACCACGAGUGCUGACUUGAAUUAUUCUCCGCUGGACGAUUUGCUAGAGUACGUGCGGAAAGAAUCUCCAGACGUACUGGUCCUCUGCGGACCUUUCGUCGACUACCAGCAUCGAUUGCUCGACCCAUCCAAGGCCGGGACCCCGGGAGGUUUCAGCAAUGGCGAUCCUCCAGACACUUUGACGCUUGUCCGUAACGUGCUGCAUUCUGACCAAGAAAACGCAAUGGAUGUCUCUCUAUGCAUGAUGGGCAACCCUUGCAUGUUCCGUAUCAAUGAGGUCGUCGUCGGAGUGACGACCACGGACAUCGUCAGGCACAUCUGUGGAUGCGAGUCGUCUAUCUCUAACGGAGACAGAAUCUCUCGGGUGAUCAACCAUCUCAUUCAGCAGAAAUCUUUUUAUCCUCUCUUUCCUCCCGCAGAAGGAGCACAGCUCGCUAUGAGCAACUAUCACCAUCUUGAGUUCCAGAACACCCCUGAUGUUCUUAUCGUCCCUUCACAUCUCUGCGCUUACGCCAAAAGAGCUAGCGACGUGCUGUGUGUGAACCCUGGGAGGCUUGUCAAGGGAAACACUGCCGGCACCUUCGCCAAACUUACGAUUCAUCCCGUCAAUCGUCACAUCCGCGACAUGUCGGAACAGAAGCAAGAAGAAAGUCCUCAGGUGGUCGCCCGUGAGCCCGAAGACAUGGAAUCUCCAGGACAGGAGCCUGUCGUCCCUCAGCAGCUCAACAAGGACUUCGACUCCGUCAUGGAGCCGGCGAAGUCGGACACGAGCAAACCUGUCCCUCUUACGGAAGGAGAGAAGUCUGCUGACCCGGAGCAGCAGAAGGUGACUGAUCAAGAAAUGGAGGAGGUUGCUGGCACGGUGAAGGGAGCUGGUGAAGAGAAGGCAGCUCCUGAAGAGGAAAAGGCCAAGGGCGAGGAGGACAAAGCUACGGGCGAGGACAAGCAACAGGCUACCGGCGAAGGAGAAGCAGCUCGAGUGAACGAGGAGGAGAAGGCAGCUGAGCGAGAGGAUGUGCCAACGGAGACCCCGAGGAAGGGGCAGUGACAUCAGAUAAUCAUGCUCAGCUCAAGGACGAGGACUGUCUGCAUCGAGUAGCAGAGAGAACUCGAGUAGACAUCAUUCGCAUCUGAAGCUGUAAAAGUUAAUCUGCUGGCCCCGUAAAAUAAUUCUAUUCAUUC